AUGGCCUUCGCUUGGAAAGCUGCAGGUCUUACCUACAACCGAUACCUCGCAAUUGCUGCCCGAGUCGUCCGAAGAUCCCUGAAGGAAGGACCGAGAUUACAGGCCGAGAGAAGAGGAGAGAUGGAUUUGAGAUUUGCAAAGUGGCAGGGUGGAAAACAAGGAGACAACCAGAGCCUGGGAGCUGCCAAUGCUGAUGCCAUGGCCGAGCACGCUACAAGCGAGUCCAAAUAA
Molecule: messenger RNA, 231 nt
Organism: Exophiala spinifera
Lineage: Eukaryota; Fungi; Ascomycota; Eurotiomycetes; Chaetothyriales; Herpotrichiellaceae
Exons: 3
Coding region: 1-231 (76 amino acids)
Biological process (GO): proton motive force-driven mitochondrial ATP synthesis
Cellular component (GO): mitochondrial inner membrane
Molecular function (GO): proton-transporting ATP synthase activity, rotational mechanism
Source: RefSeq, a predicted model, not a curated record